This is a messenger RNA of Carica papaya (papaya), 1051 nucleotides long. RefSeq names its product complex 1 protein, LYR family protein. The record is from RefSeq and is a predicted model, not a curated record. NCBI's taxonomy places the organism in Eukaryota, Viridiplantae, Streptophyta, Magnoliopsida, Brassicales, Caricaceae.
UUAUAUUUCGAUUCUGAUCGAACAAUGUAAAAAAGUAUUCGGUUUUAUGUUCUUCUCUUCGUCUCAGCCUUCUGCUUCUGCCCUUAAGAAUCGCCUCUACUCUCACAUCGCCGCGAGUUUCCAACUUUCUCCCUUACGGGGGAAUCUGCACUUCGAGCGUGACACUUGGCUGCGAUAUAGAUAGGCUGAGGGCUGAUGUGAAUCUGUGAUUCUUGAUUUAUAUAAUAUCUAAGAAGGCAGCUGAAGAAAAUAGCAGGUGUAAGUCAUGCAUAUUAUGAGGGAAUAUCGGCAUCUUCUCAAAGCUGUAGUGAAACAUGUUGGCAAGGAAGACUACAAGAGGCAUUUCAGAGAAUUUAUUUCUGAAGAGUUUCGAAAAAAUUCGAAGCUCUUAGACCCUUCAUCUAUACAACAGAAAAUAAAGCUUGCUCAUGAUUAUACUUUCCUGCUCAACAGUGUGCACCAUCACAAGGACUUACUCUUCUCGUACAAUAUUGCUGUUGAUAGAUCAGAUGAAAUGAAAAGAAUACUUGGAAAAUCAGCUGCCAGUGUGGGGCUUCAGCUUCCUGAGGUUUAUCAGCCUUGAGCAUUGCUGGAAACUAUUGAAACUGGAAUAGGAAAUACGUUGGCUACUGGAAUUCUUGUAUUUAAAGGAGGUGCAGUAGUUAGUAUAGUAAUGACACAACCAUUAAGAUAAAGCUGGUUUGGAAAAGCUUCGCCAUGAUGUAGAAAUUACUAUAUUCACGAGAAGAAAUGUAUGCCAGUGGACAACUGCAAGAGAAGGAGAGAAAGAAAGGAAAGAUGAAGAUGUGUAAUUAAAGGAUCCUGUUAAGAAAGAUUAUAUGAUCUCGAACAAAAUGGUGCAUGGAUAUUGAGGAAUAGAAUUAUUUUCCUAAGGAAAAAGAAAUAAGAAAUCUUGGUAAAGAACUAAUGUUAAAGAUUCAGUGAUUAAAGAUUGAACAGUUUAUCUGACUAUAGAUCCGUUGCAAUGACUUAAGAAUAUUGUGUUAUCAUGUAACUAGGAUUUAUUAAUACAAUCUUGUAUUCUUUCACA